Messenger RNA from Linum tenue, 588 nucleotides. The record is from the annotation of a GenBank genome assembly. NCBI's taxonomy places the organism in Eukaryota, Viridiplantae, Streptophyta, Magnoliopsida, Malpighiales, Linaceae.
AUGUGCCUCGUCGUCCUCGCCAUCGUCGCACUCGCCGUCCCGGCCACAUCCACCGCCGCCGCCGUCCACCGUCGACCAACCAAGCCCACAUUUAUCAUUCAAGACGCCACCCUCUACAGCUUCAACCUCACCAAAUCCAAAACGUUCCUCAACACCACCCUCCGGGUCACAAUCUCGGCCCGCAACCCGAACCCUCGGGCCGGGAUCGAGUACGACACGCUGGGCAUAUACGCUGCGUACCGCGACCAGCAAGUGACGAAUUUCGCGGACCUCGUCCACGGCUACCUUGGGCCCAAAAAGGUGGUUACGUGGGCCCCUGCGCUGAUGACGGGUGACGGGGAGGACGUGCCGGUCACACGGGCCCAGGCACGGGCUGUGGGCCGUGACUUGCGGGCUGGGCUCGUGGUGAUGAAUGUGACGGUGAACGGGAGGAUGAGGUGGAAGGUUGGGUCGCGGCGGUCCAAGAAGUACUACCUGGCCGCGUACUGCCCGGCUUACCUGAGAGCUUCCGAGGGGAAAAGUGGCGGCGUCGGCGGGGGUGUUAAGUAUCAGCUUGAUCAAGGUUGCAGUGUUACGUUGUCGCCUUGA